AUGCAACUCAAAUGGGGUAUUGUUGGAACAGGUCGAAUAAGUCAUGAUUUUUGUCUUGCUUUAUUAACAUGCAAUGCACACGAACAUAAAAUUGUUGCUGUUGGUUCUCGAGAUAAAUCUCAAGCUGAAAAACUUGUUCAAGAAUUAAAACUUGGAGAUGAUAUUUCUAUAUAUGGUUCACAAGAUGAAGUUCUUCAAGAUACAAAAGUUGAUAUUGUUUAUAUUGGAACAAUUGAACAGGUUCAUCGAGAUUUAUGUAUUAAAGCAUUCAAUCAUAAUAAACAUGUUUUAUGUGAAAAACCAUUAGCAAUGAAUACAAGUGAAGUUCAAGAAAUAAUUGAAGCAGCUAAAAAAACAAAUAAAUUCAUGAUGGAAGCAAUAUGGUCAAGAUUUUUUCCUAUUUAUAAUUAUUUCCGUGAUGCUGUUAAACAAAUUGGAAUAGUUACAUUUGUUGAAUGUACAUUUUGUGUACGUGGUCUUGCUACUGGUGGUUGUUGGAGUUUACUUAUGGGUAUUGGUUGUUAUCCUGUUCAAGCAGCUUUAAUUGCUUUUAAUCAUGAAGAACCAGAAUCAAUCAUAGCCACAGGACAUACAAGAGAACUUAACGGUGAGUUAACUGAUCGGAUGAUUACUAUAACAUUAUUAUUUAAAAAUAAUCGUAUGGCUGUUCUUAAUUGUAUUGGAGAAGAUAUUGAAGCAAUUAAUUCAUUGAAAAUUCAUGGAACAGAAGGUGUUAUUAGUAUGCCGACACAUUUUUGGUGUCCAACAAAAAUGACAUUACCAAAUGAUCAUAUUGUUGAACAUCAUUUACCACAAACAAUCAAACCAACAAAUUAUACCAAUUCUGCUGGUCUUCGUUAUGAAGCAAUUGCAUGUCGAGAUGAAAUAAUGAAUGGAAAAACUGAACAUCCAUUUAUGACACUUGAACAUUCAUUACAAAUCGCUCGAAUUAUUGAAGAAGCUCGAAAACAAAUGCUUACACCCAAACAAUAG
Adineta steineri is the source of this 993-nucleotide messenger RNA. Lineage: Eukaryota; Metazoa; Rotifera; Eurotatoria; Adinetida; Adinetidae. The record is from the annotation of a GenBank genome assembly.